AGAUCCUUCUGGAGACCUGAGACCAUAGGAAGUAGAGUCUCAGAGCAGGCACCAACAUCCACGCCAAAGACCCAAAAUGGAAGGGAUCUACCUCAGCUCUGCUUCGUAUCUCCUACUGUUCGGCCUAGCCAUCUUGUGGGCUGUGCUGUCGGUGCUCAAGAGGCCCAAGGGUUCGGCCCCUGGACCCACACCACUCCCUGUCCUCGGAAGUCUUCAUCUACUCGGAGGAUACGAGCUGCCGUACCAAGCAUUCGACAAGCUGUCCUCCAAGUACGGACCUGUCUUCGGCAUCCGUCUUGGCAGCGUCGAGUGUUUGGUCGUCUCCAGCCUAGAAACCGUCAAGGAAAUCCUCAUCAACAAGGGAGAGCACUUCGACAGCAGGCCAAACUUCAGUAGGUACCUCAACAUCUUCGGCGGCGACAAAGAUAACUCUUUGGCAUUUUGUGACUGGUCAGAACUACAGAAGACAAGGAGGGAAAUGAUCAGAGACCACACUUUUCCAAAGGCUUUCUCCAGCAAAUUCCAUCAGCUGGAGUCGCUGCUGAAUCGCGAGUUGGUCGUACUCUGCGAUCAGCUUAGCAAAGGCGUCACAAACAUCAAGCCUAUUAUGCUCCACACAUGCGCCAACGUAUUCAUGUCCUUCUUCACCAACACCAGGUUCCAACUGGAAGACCCCGUAUACUCCAAAAUACUCAUGUACUUCGACAUCAUAUUCUACGAAGUCAACCAGGGUUACGCUGCCGACUUCAUGCCAUGGCUCAACCCGAUGCUCAUGAACAAUAUGAAGAAAAUGAGGAAGUUAGGAAAGAUCAUAAGAGAAUUCAUGGAUGAGCGAGUCGUUAGUAAUGGAGGGCAGGAAGGAGAUCUCCUACACAUGCUUUUGGAAAGCGUCGAAUCUGGAAAAAUGAACAGAGAGAAUGCCAUGUUUGCUCUGGAAGACAUAAUCGGAGGCCAUACUGCCAUCGCUAAUCUCAUCAUUAAGAUCCUCGGUUUUAUUUCAAAUCAACCUGAGGUUCAGAAAAAAAUGCAAGAAGAAGUGGACGCAGUAACCUGUGGCAAGAAUAUUAAGUUGGAAGAUAGGCUAAUGAUGCCGUACACAGAGGCAGUGAUAUUGGAAUCCAUCAGACACAUUUGUUCCCCAAUCGUCCCUCAUGUGGCCAGUCAAGACACUACUGUCAACGAUUAUCACGUAGAAAAAGGGACACUGAUCUUCCUCAACAAUUACACACUCAACAUGAGUCCUGAACUAUGGACUGAACCUGAAAAGUUUUCUCCAGAAAGAUUCCUGACAGAAGACGGAAGAUUAAUAAAACCAGAACACUUCCUGCCGUUCGGAGGUGGGAGGCGAUCCUGCAUGGGCUAUAAGAUGACCCAAUAUGUUUCAUUCUCAGUUUUAGCAACAAUGAUGCAAAAAUAUUCAAUUGCGCCUCAUCCCACAAAUGGCAAAGUUCCUCGCGGUGACCUUGCUCUUCCUUUCGACACCCUCAAGUUCAUUUUUAACCCACGAUAAAUACUCCCUAGUUAUAUUAAAAAAACUUUUAAAUACUACCCCUUAAGCAAUAAGAAAUAUUCAAAUCCAUAAUGAGUUUAAAUAUAAUAAUGUAUAAAAAGCAUGUAAUAUGCAUCUUUCUUGUUUUUAACUAUUUAUUUUAAUUUUUUGUUUUUAAAUAUAAAAGGGGUAUUGAGACUGAUUUGAGUUUCUGGUAAGAGAUGGGCUUUAUAUAAUUAUAUAAAAAAUAUUGACUUAUUGUGAUUAAUUUUAUAUGUACAUAGAACUCAUUUUACCUAGUCAUAUAUAUUUCAGAGCUAAAAGGUCACCUAUCAAAUUAGUAAAGAUUGAAAGGCUUGUCUUUAUCAGGACUUGUAAAAUACGACUCUUUACGAGGAUGUCGAAGAUUUAUAUUUAGGUACAAAAUUAUUUUGCCAAAGAAUAUAUGUGUUAAAUUGUGAAUAUUUAUAACUUUGAUGUUGAAUUCACAUUUAUAAGACAAAAAAAUAUAAAUGUUAUCGAUAAUACAUGAAUUCUAUUUUGUGAUUUAUUUUAAAUGUUUGUUUUAACAUCUGCAAACGAAUUCGAAAUAAAUGCAGCAGAUGGAGUAAACACUUUUCUGUAUAUGCAGAAUGUGCGUUGUUUUUAGAUUUUAAUUUUUUUAAAAAUAUAAUAAUUAAUAAACAAAUGAUUGUAUAACCUGACACGAUUGUUAAGGAAAUAAAUAUGUGUCGAAUGAA
Nezara viridula (southern green stink bug) is the source of this 2229-nucleotide messenger RNA. Lineage: Eukaryota; Metazoa; Arthropoda; Insecta; Hemiptera; Pentatomidae. The record is from the annotation of a GenBank genome assembly.